Messenger RNA from Aaosphaeria arxii CBS 175.79, 987 nucleotides. RefSeq lists its product as uncharacterized. The transcript is spliced from 2 exons. Lineage: Eukaryota; Fungi; Ascomycota; Dothideomycetes; Pleosporales. The record is from RefSeq and is a predicted model, not a curated record. The annotation marks the transcript as partial.
UUUGGGUUUUUCCAUUAUCUCCUUGAUACAAUCGCUCAAUUUCCUUUUGAAACUUUGGGAAUAUCUUCUUUUUGGGAAACUCUCAACAUAAACCUAAUCCAACUCAAAACCAACCACAACCACCAAACAACAACAACCAUGUUCUCCACCACCACCACCAUCUCCACCGCCUUCUCCCUCCUCCUCACCCUCACCAACGCCCUCCCUCACCCCCUCCCCUUCGGCGACCCCACAAACCCCUCCAUCGAAUUCUACUACCCAGCCACCCUCUCCCUCUACAACUCCACCUCCGGCUCCAUCGCCUACGACAGCCCCACGGGAGCCCUUCAAUCCUCCCCCGGAUCCCCCCACACCAUCUCCACACUCAUCGAAUUCUACUUCAACAACCCCAACUCCGCCUCCAAGACGUGCGAAUUCAAGUUCGAGCUCGACGACCCAGACUACGUCAUCGCGCCGUCGUCGUCCCUCGAGUUCGACGUCUACACCUCCACCGGCGCGGCGUCCAAGAGCAGCGCCGGCUGGGGCGCCAACGACGGCGGCAAGGGGAACCAGAGGGGCAACUUCAUGGGACGCUUGCGGGCGACGCCGGGGGGGCAGGCGGAGACGGUCAUGGGGAGUAUGCUGUUUGAGUGCGGGGCGGCGGAGGCGGGCGUCGCGAAGGGAUGGGAGGUCGUGCCGGUUGUGACGGCUGGGACGGCAGGGAUGGAUGUGGUGUUCAGCAAGAGGGAUGGAGCUUGGAUUGAGUUUAACAAACCUCUCCACAAGCCCAUCCUGAAUCCUGUACUGCUCCUCCUUCUCAUCCGUCGCCCUAGCAAAGAACCCACACCUUCCCUCCUUACACACGAGGUGCGGGCCACGCGGCGCCACGGCAUGGCUCCGGCCGUUGAUCUGCAACCUGGCGAUGACGCCGCGGUCGUCGUCCGAGAAGCCGGGAAACUUGCCGCACGGGUGGCAUUUGAAGGAGUGGCGGGGUGGGAGCAGAUGUAG